GCCACGAUCUGGAAAUGGCUUGUCCGGCGGACCGACAUAUCUGUUGGCCCUCACCGAACUUUCAAUCAUCUAACGUUCGCAGAGGUGUUGGCAUUGGAUAAUCUCAACAAAAGUCGAAAUACUCGUCCGGGGUUGGAUUUUAUCAAUGGCAAUGGGCAGACUCGGCAAGCCGUUCCAUCUACUGCCGUAGGGCUUGGCGAGCAUAAUGACAUACGAAUACAUGCCUCUCAGGAGAUAAUGUGGGAGGCCAUCACCGGACAUGCGAUAGAUUAUAAGCGCGUUCCUCGCUCCGAAUGGCUUUUACUUCUUGGCAUCGCUUCAACGAAAGCCCAGGGGAUAUUACAGGGCGAUCUCGGUCGCCUGGUUGACCAAGACAAACGUUCAGUACCAAAGCGAACGGAUGCACUGGUCAAGAAAGGUUAUAUCACCAAGCGUACGACUCUUGUUCGGGGAACAAAAACAAGCAAGAUGUGGCUUAAAUCAUUUGCUCCCCCAUUGCCAAAAGACAGGAACACAGCUGCGGAACCGGAGGCUGAGAUGAAUCUCUCCCGCCAGGUUCUUGCCAUUAAUCUUGAUGCCGUUCCUUGGCACACGAGAUGGACGGGGGAGUCUGUCGAUUAUACAGCAUUGGCAACCACUAUAAUGGCAAUUUGUAAGGAAUGGGGCGUCUUACGCAUGCAAGAUUUGAAAUCCAAGUUGGGUGUCCUUGGCAUGCGAUGGCAAAUGAAAGUGGUUUCUAAAGUCUGCCGGUUUCUGAACGCGCGAGAUGCGAUUCGUUAUGUUGCUGCAAAAUUGAACAACAAAGUCUUUAAUGACUGUGUUCAGUUCAAUCGUGAUCUGACACCCAAAGAUUGGUCUAUUUUUCUGGCAACUGGAAAGCGGGCUGGCAAGCUUGCCAGAUCCAGUGAAUUUUACAGCCAAGAUGGUCACGAUAUUGCCGACUCUUUUCUCAACCAGACCGCCUCUUCGAAAUGUCUAGGCGUCGCCCCGACGUGGUCAUCGGAUCAACCGUUGGCUGCUACUAUUACAAAGAACAUUAUGGCGUGUGGCGAGGCAGGGUUGACGAAUCCAGACGUGUAUGGGCUUACUCUAGGUGUAUCUUUUACACGUUUUUUGUCAUCCUUGACGACUUGUAUUUCCACGCCCAAUAUCCAGCCUACUCAGUUACAGCAUCUCCAAGUAAGAAGUGAGCAUUCUAGAGCUGGAAAAGUCGCAUCCUAUAGAUACUCGCUGCCCUCGGUGCUUCAAUUGCCCGAUAUUAUGACAACUAAUAUCGUACAAGAGGAUCCCGAGCGGCGAACCGACUCACGCCUAUCAUACGGUUUCUCACAAGAUCUACAUCCCAUUGGAACUUCAAAAUUGGCUAAUCUCAGCCAAGCUAAUUUAUCUCAAAAAAGACAGAGGGGCAGGCCUCGAAAGAUUAGAUCAGAGCAUCAGAAUGACUGGAUUGGUAACGAUAACAAUCUACAGCAAGUAUCGGGUAUCAGCCAUUCAGACGUCAAUCUCACAGAUGAAAACCACUCCAUCGCGAGAGAUUCAAUAAUUGUCAAGCUAAAGGUACCUCAGGAUGCGCUCAGAGAGCUCAUGGAUCCCCUCCUUAAACCACAGGCAGCUAGUCAAGAAACAAAUCUCCUAGAAUCGGAAUCAACGACAGAAGCAGCACCGGAUGCUCUAACAAACGAUACCGCCCAAGGCAUGGAUGCACUACUAUCACCUGGUUUACGUAUGCCUAUAGAAUCCUCUCGAUCUGUAGGCCGUGGACGAGGCCGAGGGUGUGGCCGGGGCUCUAGUCGCCUCAGUAGCAGAGGCCAGGCUGAUUCUUUCGGCAAUGACACAAACAAACGUAAAGGAUGGAAUUGUGAAAAAUGUGGCAGGACUUGGAAGAAUGAUAUUGGCCUCAAAUAUCACCUCGAAAAAUCUCAAACUUCUUGUAAUCCAUCUUAUAGCCCGUCUAAUAUGGAUGGAUUUCGCAGGGAGAUCAAGUCUGCCCCUCGUUCAACGAGCGCAACUAAGUCAGCCGAGAGUCCCACUUCAGUGUCUGUUCCACUGACAAGGGCUUCACAUCGAGUUGGUACAGCUAAUGCAACUGAAGACCAAGAAAGGGGAGAAGAGGAACAGGAUGAUGAAGAGACUUCAACACUCAGGCUGUCACCAAUACGGACCAGACCCAAGACUGGUAAAUAUUCACAUGGUGCGAUAUCACCAGCUGCUCUCAGUCACCCGAAAGAGAUCUAUGGUUUGAAUCAACCCUCAAACGUACAAUCUAUUCCAGAGCAUAGAAAUACUCUGAAUCUUUCAUCUCUUCCGCAGGAGCAGACAACUGUCCAACGAGUGGAUAUAAGACAAUCAAAUCAAAUUCUCAGCUUGAAAAAUCGGAAAUCUCAUACUAGCCAGGAGAUAGAUACCCCCAACAUUCGCGACAAAUAUAGUAAGCCUGAUUAUGAGACUACAUCCUCAGCAUAUGGCGCGGGGAAGACAGAGGUAGCAACUGCUAGCAGCCAAAAAUCCCAUGGAUCUAUACCUGGCAACAUGGGAGGAAAAGAGGUUUCAAAGAAAAAGUCUCUUAGAAGUGAGGUUGCUGAUCAAAUAUCUGCACUUCUGAUGGAUAUGCUUGUCCAGCGAGAUGGGGUUCUCCCCGGAGGGCAUUCUCUUUGGCAUGCUCUCACCACCGUAUGGAACAGUAGAUAUUCUGAGAAGCCAGUACCGAAAACAAAAGACUACCAAGGGGCUUUGAGCCGAAUGAUCAAAUCUAAGUCAGUCCUGGAGCAUUGGCAUGGGUUUCAAGAUCAUGGUGGCCUCUUCGCCAAAUGUCAAGUUAUUACGUUACCGCAUCUUGAUGCCUUCUCUUCGGAAGUCUUGGCUGUUGUUGAGAAGAUUAAGCAAAGACACCCCCAACUCUUCAUCCCCACACAAUUUCGAUCUCCAAGUAAUGAUGUUGAUUACGGAGAGAAGAAGGAGAACCGUCGAGGACGUCGUAUUCUUGCUGGCGAAGUCGCUCGGCUGGACGCUCCGGUGUACGCAGCUCAAGCUUCAGCCAAAAGGCGCCACGGGAUGAUGAGCGACAUUACCACUCCAAGUAAGCGAAGAAAAUUCGCUCAGGCCGAUACGAAUAGCCCAAAUUUCGCAUCUCUUUCUACACUACCACACGACAAGUAUCAAGUGAGAUGGGCCGAAAACAGCUGGUUGUCUGACAAUACUAAUGUCCCGAGUCAAAAGAACCCUAGCAUGGCUCACGCGACUCAUGGAACCAAGAUACAAUUCUUAACACCAAACUUAUUCUUAGAGGACGAUUGGUCUGUUAACGAUCACCGAGUGCCACAAGGAACAAUGCGGCCCCUCCCAUUUACUGAUAUGGAUGCUACUUUCCAUGGCUCACCAACCCCUGUAGCGGUAAAGGUUACCAUGACCGAACCUGUACGGAUUCUGGGCAAUGAUGGAAACUGGCCAUAUCUUGAGUUGCAGUUUUUUGAAGAAAAAAGCAGUAUCUCUAGCUUCACGUUGUGCGGCUGGAUGCCUGAUGCAGAGUGGUUCAAUUGGGCUGAUAUUGUCCAAGGCCUUGACAAACGGAUUUCCGGGAAUGAGAUGGGAAGGCCACCUUGCACAGUCAACACCGAAGCUGCUCAUGACAGAUUCAUGAAAGGCUUAAUCGACUGUCUCGAUCUAGAGCUGGCUCAAAGGGCACAGUUUAUUAACGCGCCACCCCUGGUUGCUGGCCCCUACAACCUAUUCGUCAAUUUUUCAGCUGGUUUUGAAACUGUCACUUCAUUGCCUGAUCCACACUGGCAGCAUCAGGAACAGCUGGGUCCUCAAUCUGUUGACAAGAUUUUGCAUGAAUUAGAAGCCUUGACAUCAAGUGAUGACGAAGACUCUGAGUUCAGCUUGGAUGCUUCGGUUCUGAGAUAUUCAAGGCGCCCCCUAAAUACUGGUGAAAUGAUACAAUCGAGGGUUAAACGAGUGGCUCUGAUAACUCGCCCGCUUACCUCAAUAUCCCCGAGGGAAACGUACGGAAUGGACGAGUCGGGGGCGCUGGAGAUUGAGGAAGGCCGGCUGACAAGCCAAGAAGACCUCCUGGCCGCUUUUGUUGUCGUCCGAGUCCUGCUGGGAGGUGCAGAUAAAGCAAUAGACUGGGGCCUUUUGCUUCACAUCUUCCCGAACAUGCGACUGCCUAGCUUGCGUAAAUUCUGGGCAGUUGCAUGUAAGGAACAAGGGCCACAUAUAAAAAAAUUUACGCGAGAUGUUCAAGAACGGCUGAUCGAAGCUCUUGAAAACCAUGAACUCCCUAUGGUAGACUUUGAAGAGCCGAUUGAAUAUGAUUGGCAGAUGCUUAUUAAAUGGGCAACAAGAAUAUCUCGCCAGGAAGGCUAUCAAAUUCCUCAGUCAAGAGAACUUCUUGCCCACCGGUUUUUGCUGAAAGCCAGCAGCCCCAGCGAGGAAGACUGGUGCGAGAGAUAUUUUCACGCUCAAUCAUCAAUUUUUUCCAGGUUUGAGGCGGUCACAUCAGAGCCCGCUGCACUACCUGUCAACCGAGUCUUUGAUCGUGUUGGCGACAAUGCCGACGCUGAGAAUGCAGACAUUGCAAGAUCGUGGAUCAAGUCACUUUGCUGCACUGGCGAAGCAAAAUACUCUGUACGAAAAAUCAAGGAAAAAUUUCUCACGCUGUCAAGGGAAGGCACAGAUCAAGGUUCACUGCUGCUUAAGGAAGCCAUCGAUCAACUCACUGCUCAAAGGGUCAUUUGCAGGAGCAAAAAGACGCCAUUUGGUGGGCGUCCAUAUAGGCUGAGCGAAUGGUAUUUGUCAACGCUGAGUAGGGUGGCACAGCGCUCAAAAUACGAAGAGGCAGCAGCUUUCAAAAGGCGUAUGGAUGCCAUUUUCCGUACGGGGGAUGCAUUUGAGAUACCGUAUACUCUGAAUGAUGGUUCUAUGAUGGCACUGACGAACUUGAAUGCUACUGGGAGAAUUACGCUUGUUCCCAUGGAUAUACCGAAUAUUCCCUUUGGGUUCGAACCGGGCAACUAUGAAAGCCGAAAAUAUCCUAAAUCCUAUUACCAUUUCCGUCUUCAGGCCGUUCCAACAGGCUUGUAUCAGUACAGCGACGACAUUGCCGUGUUACAUGCCGUGACACAAGAAGAUUUGCCCUCCACGACCUUGAAAGGGGAAAUCCCACAAUGGAUCGACUUUUUUGGAGAGAAAGAUAGCAAAAGAUGGUCUGACAUACUGGGAGCCAUUUGCUUUACUUAUGCCACUAAAGGGCCCAUGGCUGUCAGAGACGUCUGUAACUCUUUGCGGCCUAUUCUUGAUGAAUUUGAGGCGAGGCUUAUUGUAAGCUGGGGCAUAAAAACCGGCAUUUUCGAAGAGGCAAUAGGUGGAUUGGCUGUAACUGUUGGAGAGUGGUGGUGGCUAGCUGUGCCAUGGCAAUACAAUCGACAAUGA
Molecule: messenger RNA, 5430 nt
Organism: Trichoderma virens Gv29-8
Lineage: Eukaryota; Fungi; Ascomycota; Sordariomycetes; Hypocreales; Hypocreaceae
Exons: 2
Biological process (GO): 5S class rRNA transcription by RNA polymerase III; transcription initiation at RNA polymerase III promoter
Cellular component (GO): transcription factor TFIIIC complex
Molecular function (GO): DNA binding
Source: RefSeq, a predicted model, not a curated record